Molecule: messenger RNA, 1146 nt
Organism: Phragmites australis (common reed)
Lineage: Eukaryota; Viridiplantae; Streptophyta; Magnoliopsida; Poales; Poaceae
Product: expansin-A13-like
Exons: 3
Coding region: 132-917 (261 amino acids)
Biological process (GO): plant-type cell wall organization
Cellular component (GO): extracellular region
Source: RefSeq, a predicted model, not a curated record
ACUAUAUACCAUGCACAUCGGAUCAUAUCCAUCAGACCAUCAGCAGUACAGAAUCAUCCGAACCAUCUCUGUCUAGGAACUACAGCUAGAUAGUCUGCAAGUGGUUAGAGAAACUGAGAGUGUUAAGCCAUAUGUACAUGGUUGGAGCACGCAUCCGCGCGGCGUCCGUGCUCGCGCUCGGCUGCGCCCUGGCCAUCGCCGCCACCGCGGCCGAGCAGGCCGGGUGGCUGAGGGCGCACGCGACGUUCUACGGCGGCGCCGACGCCUCGGGCACCAUGGGAGGGGCGUGCGGGUACGGGAACCUGUACGCGCAGGGGUACGGCACGCGCACGGCGGCGCUGAGCACGGCGCUGUUCAACAACGGCGCGUCGUGCGGGCAGUGCUACAAGCUGGUGUGCGACCGCAAGACGGACAGGACGUGGUGCAAGCCCGGCGUGUCGGUCACCAUCACGGUCACCAACUUCUGCCCGCCCAACUGGGACCUCCCCAGCGACAACGGCGGCUGGUGCAACCCGCCGCGGCCGCACUUCGACAUGGCGCAGCCGGCCUGGGAGAAGAUCGGCAUCUACCGCGGCGGCAUCAUCCCCGUCAUCUACAUGAGGGUGCCGUGCGUGAAGAAGGGCGGGGUGCGGUUCACCAUCAACGGGCACGACUACUUCAAUCUUGUGCUGGUGACCAACGUCGCGGGGCCCGGCUCGAUCAAGGCGAUGUUCAUCAAGGGCUCCAAGUCGGGCGACUGGAUGCCGAUGGCGCGCAACUGGGGCGCGAACUGGCACUCGCUGACCUACCUCAACGGGCAGGGGCUGUCGUUCAGAGUGACCGUCACCGACGGCCAGACGCUUGUCUUCGCCAACAUCGUGCCGCCCAACUGGAGGUUCGGCCAGUCGUUUGGCAGCAACCUGCAGUUCAAGCUGUGAGGGAAUUUAUAGUUCCUACCAUGCGUACGUGCUUAUUUGGACCUCCAAGGUGGUUGUCACGAUGUCUCGAUUUACCAUUUCUGUAGGAAAUAAUUACCUGCUUAAACUUUACAAACUAAUUAAUUGUGAGUUGCGCUUGUACGUGUGAUGUGUACAUAAAGAGAUUUAUCUGUUUCAUAAAAGGGUAUAUACUCAGAUUAAUUUGAGUAAAUUAGAUUUGGUUUUGAUC